Penicillium cinerascens is the source of this 903-nucleotide messenger RNA. RefSeq lists its product as uncharacterized. Lineage: Eukaryota; Fungi; Ascomycota; Eurotiomycetes; Eurotiales; Aspergillaceae. Gene Ontology annotation, molecular function: peptidase activity. The transcript has a single exon. Gene Ontology annotation, biological process: proteolysis. Bases 1 to 903 code for a protein of 300 amino acids. The record is from RefSeq and is a predicted model, not a curated record.
AUGUCUAAUAGAGAAGGAAGCAUCCGCUUUGAAAUUCCCAAUGUACAAGAGCAAUGUUUUACGUGGUACAGAGCGUUUGGCGACAUCAACAAGACACCACCGCUGAUCUUGAUACACGGAGGUCCGGGCGCUGGCUCCGACUACCACCUCGAUCUUGCGAAACCACUCGUAGCUGCAGGCAUUCCUUGCAUCUUCUAUGACCAGGUUGGCUGCGGACGCUCAUCGCUCAUCCGCGAGAAAGCUGAAGAUGAGAGUUUCUGGGGCUUUGAUUUGUUCUGUGCCGAGCUUGACAAUCUCGUGGACCACCUUGAGCUGCGCAAAGUCGGAUUCUCUAUCUACGGCCACAGCUGGGGUGGCAUGCUAGCCAGUAUAUAUGCUGGACGAAAACCGCGUGGCCUUCACAAACUAGUCAUCGCCAAUUCAAUUCCGAGUUCAGCUCUCUCCGCCAAAGAGUGCGAACGCUUAUUCCGGUUGCUGCCCGUUGACGAUGCUAUCAUACAGAUGGAUGCGGACGGGGAUUAUGAUAACCCAGCAUAUCGAGAGGCGUGCCUCCGCUUCAUGAAAAAGCAUUUCUGCACCCUUGACCCGUGGCCUGCGGUGCUCAGUCAAGCAACGCUGGGAAACAGCACGAAAAUGUGGAAGACGAAUGGCAAGAAAGCUACCUCUCUUAUCCGACAGCCAGGCUUUAUGUAUCACUAUGAUGCCAUCCCGACCGCGGGGGAUAUCGAAGUGCCAACACUGCUCCUGACGGGUCGGUACGACAAGAAUAAUGAGGCGAUCAUGGGCCCUUGGUUCAGAUCCAUACCACGGGUCAAAUGGGCCGUGCUUGAGAAGUCGAGUCAUAACCCGGCUCUUGAGGAGCCCGCUAGAUUGGCCGAGCUCUUAACGAAUUUUCUUCUUUAG